CAUUGUAGUUUCCCAUGUUGUUUGUCAUUUUCCAUGAAUGCUAAGUUUGAACGCGGAGCUAAAAAAAAUUCCUCUUGUUGAACCAGAAGACAAUUGAUGGAAUCAUUCGGCGAAGAUGUUUAUUCAAUAAACCAGCUCCUUGAAAAUAUCGAAGUUUUCAAUCUUCUGGCCUAAUUAUUCAUUCUAUGAUGCAGAUUAUAAAAUAUAAACUUUACCCAAUUUUCUCUACUGCUCUGCAAUACAAUUUUUUUCUGGUGAAUGGCUUAUUCAGUGGAAUCCCAAGCUGAAAAUGGAGAAGAAAUCAGAGAUCUGCUGUCAACAAAGGUCAAAUUACAAAUUAUAGUGGAAAGAGCAAAUAGAAUGGCUUUUGGGCUUGACAGGAUGGACAGCAGGUUUAAGCAGUUGAAUGGAGGGGUUUCUGCAACUGCUAUGGCAGUGGCUCCUCUGCAGUCUGCAGCAAUGGUGGCCAAAGCUCUUGAUACUCGUAUAGAAAGAGCCAUAAAUCCUGCUCUUAGAGUUUUGGAAAAGUUUGGCCAACUCCAAGAGCUUCACACAACAAUUGCAGACAUGCUGCUACAACAACAGAGCCAGGGUAGUAAAUACUCUGGUUCAAGAGUGGACAGAGUCCAGGAUUUGAUUGAAUCAUUUGAGAAUUUGGAAUUGUUAGUUGGGUUGUUAAGGGAUGAAUGUGAACCAGCCAUUCAAAGGUUGCAGGAGGCUGUGGAGUUUUUGUGUAGAACUAAAGCUACUGAUUAUUAUAGGGCUCACAGGCUCAGAGAAACCCUGAGUACUUUGAGGGCAUUGUAUGAGAAUGAGGUGGAGGAUCUAACAGAUGGGCUGCUUAUGGAAAAAGCUUUGUCAAGGCUUGAGUAUGAGUUUACAAGGAUGCUGGAGCACAUAGGUAAAAGGGUUCUUCAGAAAACUUUUCAGGAGGUUGUCAGUGUUACAGAUAGACCUAAUGAUGAUUUGGGUUGUUUGGAUCUUGCAUCCAAGCAAGAGAUUGAGGUUUUGAGGAGAAUCGUUGAGGUGAUGCGUGGAUAUGAUAGGAUAGAAGGGUGUAUUGAUAGUUAUGUUCAGGUUAGGUGGAGAAGGGCUGCAAAGUCUUUGAUGAGAUUGAAGCUUGAUUAUCUAUUGAAUUUUGGGAAUAUUGAUGAGAUGGAAUGGGAAGCAUUGGAAUCCUCCAUUCGUCUUUGGAUUGAGCAUUUCAAGAUUGCUGUUAAGGUUGUGCUUGCAUCUGAGAAGGAAUUGUGCAGGCAGAUCUUUGGAGAUGAGGACCUGGUUUUCUUGUCUGAGUGUGUGGGGAGAGUGGGUCGUAAGGUAAUGGCUGCUUUUUUAAGAUUUGGUAACGGGGUUACCAGGAGCAGGAAACAGCCCCAAAAGCUUUUCAAGCUCUUGGAAAUUUUUGAAUCCAUGGAGGGUCUCAAGCACCAGUUCUAUGAAAUCUUUGGAGGAGAAGGUGGGAAAGAAAUAUGUUUGGAGUUCAGGGAGUUGCACAAGCAGGUAGUCAAUGCAGCAUGCAAGGUCUUUUGGGAAUUUGGGCUCCUGGUUGAGGGUCAGCAAGAUGGGACUGUACCUCCUGAAGAUGGCAGUGUACCCAAGCUUGUCAAGUAUGCAGUUGGUUAUAUGGAGUCCUUGGCAGGAGACUACUAUGCCCCUCUCAUGACUAAGGUGCUCAAAAUUGAGCAGCUUUGGAAAUCUCCAACACCUGUGCUGGCAGAGGGAAGCCUUAAGGGUUUUGAAGGAAGUCCAAAAACCUUACAACCACUGGGAGAAUUAUUGGUCGGUGGGUCCUCUCAAAAUAAGCAGAUUUCUAAUCAGAAUGAAAAUCAAAACCAGAAUCGUUUCUGUGAGGCAGUCUCCAACUUCAUGGAGGCCUUGCAGAGGAACCUGAACUCCAAGUGCUCUGCCUACAGGAACAGAGCAUUAGCCCAUCUCUUCAUCAUGAAUUCACAGUGGUACAUUUAUACUCGCACAAAGAACACUCAACUGGGAAAACUUGUGGGUAUUACAGGAGAGUAUAAACAAGCAGCAGAAAGAGCUGGGUAUCUGUAUCAGAAAGAAGCUUGGGGACAUUGCAUAGAACUUCUCAGCACUGAAGGACUGGAUGGACUUAAACCCAAUAUUAGGUCCCUAGUCAGACAGAGGCUCAAAUAUUUCAUGACAGAGUUUGAGGAUACUUAUCAGAGACACAAAUCUUAUAGUGUCAAAGAAAAAAGUCUAUCUGAACAGAUCAGAAUUUCAGUCUCUCAGUCUAUAGUACCUGCUUAUGAAAACUUUCUGGAGUGGUUAGGUCAAGGUGAGGAAACAGCUAGUUUACUAUAUGAAGACUCUUCUAUGGUUUCUCCUGAUUCAAUACAGAAGAUGUUGGGUGAACUUUUUGUCGGCAAAACAGGGAAAGAAAAGACUGAAAAUGUUGUCAGACGCUCUGUAAGUCUGACUUCUAAGAAAACUUCUCCAUCGAAAGCCUAUGUUAAAAGAACUUUUUCUCCCACUCCGGUUUCCAGUAACUUAUCUUCUUCUUCUCCUCGCCCUUCAUUCAGAUCAUCAAGAACCCGAAACAUUUAAAACCAGUUGGAGAUGAAGUGUUCAUAUACAUAAUGGACUCCCAAAUUUAUCAGUUUCUUUUAAAAGCAGUUUAAUGGUCGAUAUUUAUCCUGGGCCAUCAGUAGGGUAAAAACUCAAAAAGCUGUUUAAUUGGUUUAUAUUUUUUCUUGGGCUUUCAGCGACCCAUGUAUCUUUAGAUGCUUUGAAUCCAGUUUCUGCUACUGUAAUCUUUUAUCGAUUGCUUAAGUUUUGAUGAUAGGAACACAGUUGAUUUUCUGCUUAUGUAAUAUUAUUAUCAUUAUCAUUUUGGUGAUGAA
Molecule: messenger RNA, 2861 nt
Organism: Cryptomeria japonica (Japanese cedar)
Lineage: Eukaryota; Viridiplantae; Streptophyta; Pinopsida; Cupressales; Cupressaceae
Product: exocyst complex component EXO70I
Exons: 1
Coding region: 259-2565 (768 amino acids)
Biological process (GO): exocytosis
Cellular component (GO): exocyst
Molecular function (GO): phosphatidylinositol-4,5-bisphosphate binding
Source: RefSeq, a predicted model, not a curated record